Puntigrus tetrazona (Sumatra barb) is the source of this 1461-nucleotide messenger RNA. RefSeq names its product membrane-spanning 4-domains subfamily A member 4D. Bases 430 to 1023 code for a protein of 197 amino acids. The record is from RefSeq and is a predicted model, not a curated record. The transcript is spliced from 9 exons. Lineage: Eukaryota; Metazoa; Chordata; Actinopteri; Cypriniformes; Cyprinidae.
ACGCUGCGUGUGGAGUGGAUUGGAGUUUGAAGAAGGAAGCAGCUGGUGGUUAUUUCAACCGAACGCACUCAUUGAAAUCACCUGAACCUCUCUUUUUUACUGCUAGAAUAAUGCCACGUGAAUUAAAGAGAGAGAGAGAGACACCCUAACGCUUUCUGAAUAUUCAAAAAGGGCAGUUAUUUAAAGUGCUUUAGUUUUCUGUGAGCGUCAGUUCAGAAGAGAGAGAGGAACAGAGAGUUACAGCAGAAUUCCACAAACAUUACGAGAACGCUGCUUUGGAAUUCUGAACCAGGCAGAGAGUUCCAUUCGGAUCACGCCAAAGUUCCAUUUGGAAACGUUUAAGGAACGUCGGAGGAGCGUAAAGAACGCUUCUGCGCUCUCACUUUGAGAAGGUCAUUUGGUGAACCCUUGGCGGGAAAAACUAGAGCGAUGCGCUACACGUUCAAGCCGGAUGACUGUAUGGUCAUCAGCAUUCCUCUGGGAAGCCUCAGGAACACGAGAGACGGUCAGCUGAUGCCUGAGAAAUUCACCUGCGUCUUCAAAGACACGUACAAGAUCUUCCUCAAAGGACGGCCGAAGGAGCUCGGGGCGGCUCAGCUCAGCGUCGGGGUGUUUCUGAUCUGCAUCGGCAGCCUCGUUAGCGUCGAGUACGGCGCAUCCCACCUAGUGUACACCCUACCCAGCGCCCUGUUCAUCGCCAGCGGCCUCCUGACGUUCGCAGCCGGAAAAUCCCCGCUGAUGGCCGUGGUGAAGCUGUCCUUCGUCUUCAACAUCGUCAGCCUCUUCUGGUCCAUCGCGGCUAUCGUCCUCUGCCCGCUGCUGGACGAAGGAUCUCCGUUUAGGCACCUCGGCGCAGACGAGCGUUCAAGGACAAGCAUGUUCGUGGGGCUGAAGGCGGUGAUCGGGGUGCUGUGCGGCUUCGAGAUGAUCCUGGCCCUGGUUCUGAUCUACUGGGAGAGCAAAGCCGUGUGCCGGGCUCACUUCAACACUCUGCCCUUGAUCACCAUCAAGCAGGACGUCUGAUCGGGAUCCCCGGACUGUAUAGUAUUGCUUGUUUAAUGGCUUUUUCUGCUGGUCCUGCGGCGUCGGGGUCAAGGGUUCGAUUCCCAGGCUGUACAGACGUGUUUGCCAUGUGCACGGAUGUGAACGUUUUCCGUGCAUUCGCUCGCUAUUAAAACACCGAGUAUUUUGUGCAAUGCUGGAUCAGACGAGCUACUGUAAUCGUUUUAACCUGAAGUAUAGGAACGCAGGGUUUCGUUGACGUGAAACUGGUGUGGCUCGUCUUCGUACGUGAGAUCUUCAGAAAACCGCAGCCGCUGCUGACCAUGAAGAUAUUCAAGAGGUGUUAAAAUACAAAAAACAAAGAGCGCAACAGAUGAACGGCUCUCUUCAAUCCCAGAAUUUUAUGCAUUAAAUGUAGCUAGCCUUUAUGCAAUUAAAAAUAAACAGCUUGAGAAGGCC